UGGAAAGUACAAUCCACGCAGGGAGACGAGGAGGAACUGCAUCAACUCAGCCCGACUCACGCAAGUGCAGGAAGCAGGAUGACGGUUACAGUCCAAGUCGAUCCAGAUCUUUCCAAUCAGGCGGAAAAUGAUCCAUGAACCAACAGAUCUAAUAGAAGAAUCUCCAGAUUGGGAGGAGUUAUGGAAGCAAAUCUAAUGAAUGAAUGGUUGAAAGGGAAGAAACUCCUAGUAGUCACAUGACUGACAGAAACCUGCGUCUCAUAGAACAUUAACACCAAAAACGAGACGAUCAGAAGUUUGAACCACAAACACAAGAAGAAGUUUUGAUAAACCUGACCAGAGAGUUUUUUUUUAUCUCUACCUUGCAGCUCUCAUCACCUCCUGUGUCGGAAUAUUGGAUUUCUUUUGUAAACACAUCGAGUAGUUUUACGUCUGCUGCAGUAAAAAGCACAUUUAUGGGCUUUUCUGCACUCACAGCUGUAGUGUUUACUUUACACACUUCCUUUCCCAGCAUGCACCUCCAGAUCGAUCAGAUGUUAUCUGUCAGGCGGAGCUUUAAAAGCUGCCCGCUGUGGAGCAGCAGACAGUCGUCUCCUCUCCGUGGUUCUGCAGCUAUGUCAGGGAAAGCCGCUCUCCUCUUUGCCCUCCUGGUGGCCUUGCUGGUGUCCGGCUCGGCCUCCCCGCCUCGGACGGACGGGGGGUCUGGCGUCCUGGCCCACAAAGGGGCGGAGCCGGCCAGCAGGGGGAGGGCAGCCGCUCGAGUGCAGAGACGGGCGCACCUGACGGAGGAUGAGCGGGAGAUGGUGACCAAGCAGAUCGUGCAGGCCCUCUCAGAGGUGAUGAACUCGGACUGCAUGGCGGAUCGGGACUACCGGGGCUGGCUGGACUUUGGGAGGAGGGACGCAGAAUGAGGCCGAAGACCUCGCCGUGCCGUUUAUACUCUAACUGUACAGGAAGUGAAGCCUUUCAGAAUAAAAGUUUGACAGCAGUCUGGACUCCGUGUGAUGAA
This is a messenger RNA of Oryzias melastigma (Indian medaka), 1009 nucleotides long. RefSeq names its product gastrin/cholecystokinin-like peptide. Gene Ontology annotation, biological process: digestion. Gene Ontology annotation, molecular function: neuropeptide hormone activity. Gene Ontology annotation, cellular component: extracellular region; axon. The coding region runs from base 456 to 911 and encodes 151 amino acids. Lineage: Eukaryota; Metazoa; Chordata; Actinopteri; Beloniformes; Adrianichthyidae. The record is from RefSeq and is a predicted model, not a curated record. The transcript has 2 exons.